CCCCGCUUCCGCAAUUCGUUUCGCUUCCCGGCGAGCCCACCGCCGCAGCAGCGCCUCGCGUCCCGGUUACCAUGGCUUCCGGCGAGGGGGACGGGGAGGGGUGGGAGGCGGCGGUGCGGGCGGAGGUGGGCGCGGUCGGCUGGUGGGACGACCCCGACGGCGCCGACCUCCGCGCCAGGUUCAAGGCCUUCACGGGGCAGCGCCGCGACUGGCCCCAGCCCACGCUCCUCUUCUGGAAGGACCUCCUGCUCCGCGUCGCGCGGCGACUCCGCCUCUGCUCCGCCCCCGCGCACCUCGUGACGAGCGUCUGGUUCGCGCGUCCCGGGGGGCUCACGCCGCUCUGCUUGCCGCAAGUUCUGGAAGAGAUGCGCGCAGAUGGGGACAUACUGCUGAAAUCCGAGCUGAUCGAUCCGUCCACGGGAAGCCUGUACCAGCUGGUCAGGAGGGUGAGCCAGAUGGCCAUCAGCUCGAGGCGGCCGGUUUUGCAGGAGGACAUCCUCGUGUUCAAAUCGUUGGUCGAGGAAAGGGCUGCAGAUAUUGCUAGGCAGUUAAGUGACUCUCAUUGGACAUCGACAUGUGUUGUAACGAUCAGCAGAUUCAAUAGCUUCUUCAGCGAUCAGGAGGAUGCUCAUGCCGCAUUAUGUUUCUUGACGCAAUCUGGGAAAGCUCGGUACCUUGUAGCCAGGAAGCAGGACCAUAUUGAGGGUGUCAAGUUUGCACUCAACUCUGCUCAAGUUCCUGCUGUAUCCAAGCUUGAUCAUGACACCUUGCACUUACUUUGGACAGAAGAGAGGUUGCAGCAGCAGCUUGAUGUGCUUGAUCGCAGAUGGGAGAUUUCAAGGAGAAGGGCAUUGGCAUUCUUCAAGUCCAGGGACAAACAGGCUGCUUAUCGUUAUGCGAGGCAGUCUAAAGUAUUCUCACAAAGCCGGAGCAGAUGCAUGCAGUUGUUAGAAAGGGUUGAAGAAGUCAUCAGCCUGAUUGCUAGUGCUGAAUCAACUAAGAAGGUCUAUGAGGCAAUACAAAUUGGUAUCCAGGCAAUGAAGGAGAACAAUGUCAGCAUAGAGGAGGUUAAUGUCCAUCUGAAGGAGGUUGAUGAGCUUGUUGCUGCACAAAGAGAAGUUGAUGCUGCCCUGGAAUCAGCACCACUCCAGUCGAUAGAUGAUGAAGGCGAUAUUGAGGAAGAGUUCAGGAAGCUUGAAGCAGAAUUGCAGGAUGAGAUCCCUCAUAUUCAAGUUCAAGAACCAGUGGCUCAUUCGAAUGAGGAAUCUCCUGAUGAAGUGAUUGAAUCAUUGAGCAAUAACCUAUCAAGCAUUAAACUCGAGGCCAUCUAACUGCUCCAUUUUUCACUUAAAUCAAUUUGAUCUAUACAUAGUGUAAUCUAGUUGAAUCGUCUUGUCCCCUCUGUAUGUGUUGUGUUUGUUCUGACGACAUCCUUACAAAAGGGUAACUUUGUUGCAAAUAUAUUCCUGAUAAGGGUGCACUAUGCUUGCUAUUUUAUUGAUCCUCAACAGUUUGCCUCCUA
Molecule: messenger RNA, 1522 nt
Organism: Setaria italica (foxtail millet)
Lineage: Eukaryota; Viridiplantae; Streptophyta; Magnoliopsida; Poales; Poaceae
Exons: 8
Coding region: 72-1331 (419 amino acids)
Biological process (GO): late endosome to vacuole transport via multivesicular body sorting pathway; vesicle budding from membrane
Cellular component (GO): cytoplasmic side of plasma membrane; multivesicular body; ESCRT III complex
Source: RefSeq, a predicted model, not a curated record